AUGAAGCCAGACCGCCAGCCGUUCCGCAAGUAUGAUUCUCAAGAUAGCGAUAACCGCGAUAACACCUUUAUCGCCCUGAUCGAAGCAAAAACGCCGAACCCCGAUCCUGCGGAUGGACAGGUUUUGUCGAGAGAGCGAAGAGGAAGCGAAAUGGAGAGGAUGAGGGUCAGCAGGGCAGCAGACAAACAAGCGACCAAGUCGGGGGAGUGUCUCGGUUAA
Aspergillus luchuensis is the source of this 219-nucleotide messenger RNA. RefSeq lists its product as uncharacterized. Bases 1 to 219 code for a protein of 72 amino acids. The record is from RefSeq and is a predicted model, not a curated record. The transcript has a single exon. NCBI's taxonomy places the organism in Eukaryota, Fungi, Ascomycota, Eurotiomycetes, Eurotiales, Aspergillaceae.